Molecule: messenger RNA, 8069 nt
Organism: Pocillopora meandrina
Lineage: Eukaryota; Metazoa; Cnidaria; Anthozoa; Scleractinia; Pocilloporidae
Source: the annotation of a GenBank genome assembly
AUGGUCAUGGGAACGACUAUUUUAGACGAUGCUGGUUAGGGAAUGCUCUUUCGUGAAUAUUUGUGUCGGUAAGCUAAGCUCAUUGUGUUUACCGUAACCCAUUCUCUCUCUUUCAACAGCCACUCUGGCCGAGUUGGCUCAUCGAGAAUACCAGGCGGGCAGUUAUGAUCGUGCCGAACAAAUCUGUAUGCAGUUGUGGAGACAACAGCCAGAAAACACUGGAGUUCUGUUGUUGUUAUCGUCAAUACACUUUCAAUGUCGUCGAUUAGACAGGUACACGAAGUCGUUAACCGAAUUUUCUUGCGUGCUGUUGUUGUACGUUGUUUUGAGGAUAGGAUCGCAACAACCAACAUUUCUUACAAUUUUAUGGCGUAUCUCAACUUGAUAACUUGCCUUAAAAGCAUUUUUCAAAUCGUUUAGCACUUUCUGUUUUCAUUUUCUAUAGAUCGGCGCAUUUUAGUACCUUAGCCAUCAAACAAAAUCCAGUUCUCGCCGAGGCGUACUCUAACUUAGGAAAUGUGUAUAAAGAAAGAGGUCAGCUGAAGGACGCCUUGGAUAACUACCGACAUGCUGUUAAGUUAAAGCCUGAUUUCAUCGAUGGAUAUAUCAAUUUAGCUGCGGCAUUAGUGGCUGCUGGAGAUUUAGAAGGAGCAGUAAAUGCGUAUGCAACAGCAUUGCAGUAUAACCCGGUAUAGUACUGAGUUUAUCUGUUACUUUUUCGUUCAUUGUUUGUUUCGCUAGAAUACGGCUUAAGCUCGGUGAGAUUUAUCUAAAGCUCUUAAAAAACAAAUCGACUGCUGUGUGUUACAACUCAGCGAAUGAUGAAGAGAAUAAUUCUGACUGAGAGAAAUUUCGUCCAUCCAGCUGAAGUUUCGCGAUCUUUUCCAUUCAUUGUUUUGAGCAAAUAAAUUUGUGCUAAUGUCACAUCUGACGCGAAGAAACGUGUUAUUUGUCUUCCAUGCUUUGACAAACUCAAAGCUUUAUCUCAAUAGCCGCAGUCGCAGUCUUCAGUAUUUCUUAAUAUUUGCCAGGAUUUUGAAAUUCCGGUCAUAUUGGUAUGCUGAAGAAGGUUCAAUCUCGUUGACGUGUGGAAUGUGAAAUAAGUCGGUUAUUUUGUUUCACGUUUUAGUGUUUGUCAAUUGAAUUUCUUGUCGAAAUAGUCGCUCACUUAACUGAACAUAACUUUGUUAUGAAUUCCCUUCAUACCUUACCUGGUUAGUGAGAGUAUUCUUAAUGCAGUAAAUGGCUUAGUGUAAUGAAUGGCAUUUGGAUACUACAAUUGUCUUCCGCUUGAUAAUUCCAACUCUUAGAUUGACUGACUUCUCUGUCAAUGUACCUGGCAUAUUGUCAAUAUUUUUUGGGCCCUUUCCAUUGGCCACCGCAGACUAAUGUCUAAGUCUGUACACCAUAUUGUUCCAAGUGGUUCAAGAGAAUCCUAAUUUUGUUAAUAUUGCAAGAAGCGCUGAAAGCUUCGAUUAUUUAUAGUGUUAAUUUUGUAUAGCAAAGAAUGAAGUAGUUUAACUCAGCAAUGACAGUUUUCAUGGUCUUUUGCCUGUAGCAUUUUUCGCAAUUUUAUUUGAGUGCUUUUUAGACAAUUAUUUUUUUGUAUGGCUUCUUUUACCAAACUUAAGCAAGGAAUUAGGUCUUUUUUAUGAUUCUAAUUUUUUAAUGGCCAUGAAAUCAAGGUUCCUUUCCUUAUUUAUGUAGUUAUUUAAUUUUUCAGUGUUUAAAUAAUAUUUGUGGUAUGUGGAGUUGACAGCACCUUUUUAUAUUUUUGUGAACAGGAUCUCUAUUGUGUACGCAGUGAUCUUGGUAACCUUUUAAAGGCUUUAGGGAGGCUAGAAGAGGCUAAGGUACAUUACCAAUUUUCUGGAAAACAGAAGGGGAAAAUUUCAUAUUCAAGGCAGUCGUUCUGGUCUUGACAAUGAAAGGUUCCUUCUCUUCCUGGUAUUGAGUGCUUCUGGAAACAACCUUGUGAAUGUUCACAGUUUGUGUGCCUCACGCAAAUUUAAUUUCAACAUUCAACGUGACCUCAAUUUUAUCAUUCUGAUUUCCAAGAGGUAAAAAGGUAUAUUGUCCUCACACUAUGAUUACAUGUCACAAUGAGGGAAGGCUUUUUAGAAAAAGUUCCCUUCUACGAGCUAAAACUUAUAUCACCCAGUCCUCAAAGAUUAUUGAUAUUUUAAAUGUGGGAAUAGAAGAUUUUUAAGGUGACGUCUUCAGCUGUGUGUGCUCCAUGUUCAGAAUUUUGUUAAUGAAACCAGAAUAAUUCUAAUUGCAUGAGAGUGAAUUUCUCAAUACUCUGCAGUGUGAUGAUAGAUUGUGCAUUAGCAUAAAUUAGAUCUUGUUACAGUUGCCAGUUUGUUUAUCUCUUUUGGAAGUCCCAAGUUUUGAUAAGGCUGUGUGAAUUAUGGAGGAUAUUUAAUGGUCUUGCUGAUGAAAGUUCUAACAUCAAACAGUGAUGUUGUUUGAUAACACACUUGUGCUAAUGCAGGGUUUUUGGAAAUACUCUCAUAGCAAAUUGGAUAUUUUCCUGUGUGGGAUGGGUGGGUUACUUGGAUAUCUUGGGGCUUUGGGGUCAUUAUUUAAAGUAUUAUGGAUGGAUUGUGAAAUGUGUGUUGGCAAGACCAACAUAUCUGUGUCAAUAUUCUUGAAGAGCACAUCACUUCAACAUGAAAUUGGCUGCCUUGUAUGGCACUUGAAAAUUGAUGUGUCAUGGUGAUUCCUAUGCUGUUUAUACUGUAGUAACCGGUAGGGUUAUCAAAGUGUUCCUUUUGCUGGUGGAGCUUGCUCAAGAAGUGACACAGUUGUGUUGGUUAGACUGCAAGUUGGAAUGUGCAACUUUUUUAUGUGAUCCCUAACAUUCAAUCUACCCUUGUUUUCCCCUUUUAUUUAUCUCUCCCAGUAAACUUAUACAGGGUACGUACGCUCUUGAUGGAGUACACCGGCUGAAGGGAACCGUUUGCAGAAAGAUGAACUUCUCAAAGCACGUCUUUGGCCCUUUCCCAAACUUGCUUUCCCUGUCUACCAUGCUUUGCCCAGUUUGCUGUUACAGACUUCUCAAACAGAAACAGAAGUUUUCAAUACAGUUUUUGUGAAAAUUUUGAAUUUGCUUUAAAUUUGGAUAGGGGUUUUUUUUAUGUUGGGUAGGAGCACAGCUUUUCAGAGAUAAGUUAAUUUGAUUGCAUUUUAAUUGCUUUGAGUAAUGCAGCAAAGUACUGGCAUAGGAGCUUUUGUAUUGAAAAACUCCCGUUACUGGAUUGAGUUGUCUGCUUGCAUCCUUUCCUGGAAGUCAUGUGGUUGAUCUCAUACCUUGGAAAGAAAGAAAAUGGUCUUAUUAUCCAUUCAACACCUUGUCCCAGUUACGAAGGAGCUUUGCUUAUUGUUUUAUUAAAAUCAGAUGUUGAGUGGUUGGGAAAAAUUUCAAAAGACAAGGCUGACUGUUGUUGUUUCUUUGCUCUUGUAGAUUGAUGUGAAGAAUGCAAAUCUUGUUUUGUCUCCUCACGUUGAUAAAAUGGUUCCCGAUCUCCAGCAAUUGAUGGGUUAAUUUACUGCUUUCAUUUGAGACAAGUCUGCAUUUGUAUUGAGUGUAAAGCAGUAUUACUUUCAAUCACUGGAAAUUUGGGGACUGUUUUCUUAGAGGUGAAAGAAGUUGCAAACUGAAAUAUUGGCACAGGCUUGGUUUUAAAUUUCAUUCAUUGCCACAUCAAACUUUCCCUUUUUAUAUCCUGUCAUUAUAUGUUGGUCCAAUUUUUCUUGAUCUGGAUUGCAAUUUUUCCAUGCCUUUUGCCACAUUGUUACUUCUCAAGCCUCUAACUUGGUUAUGUGUUGAGGCAAGACAAGGUAUUUGUUCUCUCACACAAUCUUGAUGAAGAAAUCUGUAAGCUUUUCCAACGGGACAAGGUGUUUUGUGAACUAAUGGAUACUGUAAUCUAGCAUUGUAUUUCAGCCAAGACAGGACAAAACAAGAGGCCAACUAAACUGUUGGUGGAAAAUAUCGAAAUAGUAUUGCGUUGUUACAAAGGAUGAGAACAAAACCAUGAUUGUCUCUUUUUGCUCUCUACUAUCGCUAUCUGUCUUGCCUGUGUUUUUGUGUUAUUCUUGUUUUUGCUAUGAUUGUUUUCUUGCUCUCUGCUGUUUACUCUCGCUGCCAUCUGCUCUCUUUUUGCUUGCUGUGUGCCUUUCCCAUCAAUUUUUUUUGCCCCCAUUUUGCUGCUCAUUUUUGAAUUGAAAGGCGUGCUACUUGAAAGCAAUAGAAACACAGCCCAGUUUUGCAGUGGCCUGGAGUAAUCUUGGCUGUGUGUUCAAUGCUCAAGGAGAAAUAUGGCUGGCUAUUCAUCACUUUGAGAAGGUAAUACUACUGAUCAGAGAAGUGUUUCUUGUGGCUAAAGAGUUGCAUGACUACUCAUGCUAAUUAGGUUUUUAGUUAGGCUGAGAAAUUAGGCACCAAGGAUAUAUUUGACAUAUAUUGUAGACAUCAGAAACAGGUGGAUCCCUUAGUUUGCAAGGUGGUAGUAAGCUGUGGCAGGAACAUGUCUAAGGAGGAAGUAAACAUAUUGGAUCUCCGAGAAUAAUAAGCCAGUCCAUGCUACAAAAAACAGAGCAUUUAUAUGUCUCUAUGAGAAUUAAAAUGAUUUUGUACGAAAUUUGGACCCUACCAUUGUUGAUGUGUAAUAUAUACAUUUGAUUUGAACUUUCUGCAUUUAGUUUUAACUUUUUACCCUGUUUGGGAUUUAUUGUUGCACCAUGGGCCAUUGGGGAUGAUGAAAUUUUUGCAUCUUUAUAUGUAUUAUGAUGAAAACAUUAAGUUUCAAAACUGUGAGGAUCUUAGCUUGGGAGACCUAAAUUAAAAAAGGGGUCAGCUGAUUUUGUCUUACAGUGUGAAAAAAACCUGUAAAUUUCAUACAUGUUAUUUUAAUGUUCUGCUCUGUUUAUUUUUGUUCCAUCAAGGCUGUUCAGCUGGAUCAGAACUUUCUUGAUGCCUACAUUAACCUAGGGAAUGUUUUAAAGGAGGCCAGAAUUUUUGAUAGGUGAGGGCAGUGUUAUUUGUGUUCAUAUUCAGUGAAAUUGAUAUGGUAGCACACUUUGUGUAUGCAGCUGAUUCAGGAAUUGUUGCUAGUGUGUUUUGAACAGUUCGGCUCCAUUUUGGAUGAUUUUGUGGAUAAAGUGGAAAUGUUUGUAAUCUUUCUGUUCCCUCUCCAAUUUUCAUCAGAGCUGUUGCUGCAUACCUCCGAGCUUUAAACUUGAGCCCCAAUCAUGCAGUUGUCCAUGGAAACUUGGCUUGUGUGUACUAUGAACAAGGGUAAGGAAAUUGUAGAAUAGUAUUUAAGUCAAGUGACUCUCGCUUGCAGGUGACUCCUUUGUGUGACUGGCAUCCUUGUUUCAAUACCAUGAUUCUUAUUUUUCUUUUCCUUUUCUCACAGACUUAUUGAUUUAGCAGUGGACACUUACAGAAGAGCAAUUGAACUUCAACCAAACUUCCCAGAUGCCUAUUGUAACUUGGCCAAUGCCUUAAAGGAACAAGGAAAGGUCAGCUGUGUAUGUAGUUCAUUUAUUUCCCAAACACUCUUUUUACUUUCUGCAUUAUGUGCUCUUUCCCAUUCAUCUGCUAUUUAACGCACCAUAUUUAUACUUAUCUGUUUCAAAAGAAAUACGAUCAAGUGGUGUUUUUUGUAGAAUCAUUUUUAUUGAGGAUUAUAUGUUGAUUACAUCUCACUUUCUCAAGGUAUCUGAGGCAGAAGAAUGCUAUAAUACAGCUUUGAGGCUUUGUCCUACCCAUGCAGAUUCUCUAAACAACCUUGCCAAUAUCAAAAGAGAGCAAGGCAAGAUAGAGGAGUCAGUUAGGCUGUACUGCAAAGCUCUUGAGGUACUGUUUUAGUAAUUUGUUUUUUCAGUUGUGAUUGAUUUAUGCAUGUUUGAGAAGGAAAAAACUUAGAGUAUUUUGAUCUCUUUACAGAUCUUUCCUGAAUUUGCUGCUGCCCACUCAAAUCUUGCAAGUGUUCUACAACAACAAGGGAAGCUCCAUGAAGCUUUGCUGCAUUAUAAGGAAGCUAUCAGGUUAAUACUAGAUAAACCUUUUGCAUACUUUUUUCCUAGUUAUGAGAUUGAAAGUUUGCCCUCCCUAAAUCUUUUUAAUUGUGCCAUUCUUUCUUGUUCCGUAAGGCUACAGACUUGAUAAAUUUUAUUAUUCUGAGACAUGAAUGAUAAUUAGAUGUCUUUAACUCGGUUAUAUCCCAGAAUUCAGUGAGUUUUUUUCAGCAACAAAGGCUAAUUAACAUGAAUACAAAUGAGUGAUACAUUUUGUUCAAUUUUAGAACAAGAUGUUUUGCCCCACCUUCCUGCAUUGAUCGUUCAUUAUUAAUUUUUGAUAAUGUCUAGAAUUCAUCCUACAUUUGCUGAUGCUUAUUCCAACAUGGGAAACACAUUGAAAGAAAUGCAAGACGUCCAGGGAGCAAUCCAGUGUUACACUAGAGCCAUACAAAUAAACCCAGCCUUUGCUGAUGCGCACAGUAACUUAGCAUCAGUUCACAAGGUAUGUGGUGAGGUGUACUCUGUAUGAGCAGCCCCCACUGUAAUCAUUAAAUUUGAAUGUGUGCUAUCUCACAGUAUAAUUUACAAAGGAGGCAAAAAAAUAUGAGCAGGAGGAAUAAAUUGCUUGUAUCAUAGAAAUAGCAAGUGUUCUGUUGGAUUUUUAGCUCCAGUGUUAUGAUAAAUUAUUAGCAAGUACAACACACUGGGCAAAAGGGAUGCAACAAUGCAUAAUAAUUACUAAGUGUGAGCUAAUUUGAACUUUGCGAAUGCAAGCUUUAGUGGUGGAUAAGUUAUUGUUAUUUACAUCAUGUUCUAGCUUUUCCCCAUUUUCUUUACAAUUUGGAAGUGUUCUUAUGCUACGUCAUGCAUUGUUGUGGAAGCAUUGUUGUUGGGUUUGUCUCGUUAUUGUUUUCAUUAGGAUUCUGGAAACAUUCCUGAAGCGAUCCAGUCAUACAGAACAGCACUAAAGUUGAAGCCAAACUUUCCUGAUGCAUACUGUAACCUGGCUCAUUGUUUACAGGUAACUAACAUAUUGUACAUCCUACACUUUGAUAUAUUUACAUACUUUACCUAGUGCUCCUCAAUAACCAUACUAGGGCCAGUCUUCAUUGUGAAGCUUGGAGAAGUAUCAGUUUGCAUUUGGGAUAGGGUGCUAAGCUGUGACGGGUUACAGUUAGGUUGCACUUGCGCUGCAAAAUUCUGAAUUUUUUAAUCCACUGUCUCUAAUACAUACAAACUUUAAACCUGUCUUUCCACUGAUGAAAGGCAAAACUUAAAAUGUGGGGGAACUUCCAAUCUAACUGAUGUCACUUUAAGUUCAUAUCAAUUAAUUGCUUUUCCUCUGGUACAUACCUGAGUGCCUUGCAGUGAACAUAUUUUUCUGUUUCUGUUUUAAAGAUUGAAUAACUUUAAGUAUCUUUACUCUCUGACCAAACUGAUUUUGUUUGUUUCCAUUUAGAUUAUCUGUGACUGGACAGAUUAUGAGUCUCGUAUGAAGAAACUUGUGUCAAUCGUAGCUGACCAGUUGGAGAACAACAGACUUCCAUCUGUGCACCCUCAUCACAGCAUGCUAUACCCACUUACGCACAAAAUGAGAAGAGACAUUGCCAAUAGACACGGCAAUCUUUGUGUGGAGAAGGUAUCACAAAAAUGUACUUUAUUUUUCCUUGUAAGCUAGUGAUUCUUUACUUGGGUUUUGCCAAGAAGAUUUGAAAUUACAGGAGAUGUGUUGAGAAUUGUUCUGCACCAGGAAUUACAUCUCCAUGUUCUUGUAUUUGGCAGCAUUUUUUUUUUUUUGGUCCAAAACUUUGACUAGAGCCGGGGAAAACUUCUAUGAGGUCAGGAAAGUUGUCAGUCUUUGGAAUCUAUACUCCUGUUGACUGUCAGGCACCAGCAUUUGGAUAUUUCUACAUUCAUAGUUUGGGAAAGUUAAGUUUGAUUUUGUUUUGUUUUGAUUAUUGUUAUCUGAUCAGUUUUAUCCUGAAUUUUCCAAGGUUGCUCUUCUACACAAACCCCCUACUCUUAUCCAAAGUCUUUGA